GUAAUUGUAUUCCCGCACUUUUUAAUAUUACUCUAUUGUAGCUUUUUAUAUCCAAGCAACCGGUUGGUGUUAUUGCAAUAACGCGAUACUAUACUAUUUAAUUGUUCUCUCCACACUAUAUAUAUUUUGCUACCCCGCGUCAUCCGCACUCUACAACAAGCGCGCCAAUUGCCGACUCAUUGAACGCCAUGGAGUCCAGAAGUUUAAAACUCGCGCAGGAAUUUGCCAAAGAUGCUCUGAAGGCGACCAAGGGAGGCUGGUUCUCAAAGCCUGAGUGGGAAACAGCCGCUCAGUAUUGGGACAAGGCAGCCGCGUCGUACAAGACGGCCUGUCAUUAUGAGGAGGCUGCAGACUGCUACUCAAAAGCCAGUGAGGCAUACGUGCACGUGAACGCAAUAUAUCUGGCGGCCAAGUGCGCUGAAAACGCCGCCACGCUCGCUGAAAAGCAUCUCAAGGACCAGGCAAGCACCAUUGCAUUUUACAGCCGCGCCAGCGACUUAAUGAUGGAGAAGGCGGCCAAGUCUUGCGAGGGCAUUGACAUCAACCGAGCAAUCCAGCUGUACGACAGCGCGCUGUCAAUCUACGAGUCGGAGGACCGCGGCCGGUUUGCCAUAGACACGUUCAAGCGGGUGACGAGGUUUUUGAUUGACAACAAUCGUCUUACUGAAGCCAUCGCGAUACAAGAGCGCCUGGUCACAGUGUGCGAGCAGAUUAAUAACCGUUCUGACAUCAACAGGGCUCGGCUGAGCGUCAUUAUUCUACUGCUCGCGUUUGGCGACAGCGUGGAGGCUGGAAAGAAGCUUGAUGAGUAUGGCCAGGAUAUAUCAUUCGUCCGCUCCAAGGAGGCUGGCCUGGCCGACUAUAUGAUCCAGGCCUACAACAAUGGCGACCAAGACAUACCAAACGCUAUCUUUCUUGAGAGCAGCAUCGCCCGCCUGGCCGCGCGGAUCAGAGUACCAGGGGGCAAGCGCCUGGUGCCCAAUGUCGACGCUCAAGCUCGCUCCCCCACCGGAACACCCCAGAUUACUUACCCUCCAACCCCUGGAGGGAACUCUGCUGGCGCCGCGCCGCUCCAAACAGCAGUUGCAAUCGAGGACGAGGACGAUGACUUACUUUAGCCGAAGAUGGAUUUCGAUCAACGUGAUUUUCAACUUUAGAUUAGUUAAUUUCGGAUACUUCGAUUAAUUCGUUACUCGCGUAUUUUUUUGGCCGCAUUUUCUGUCUUUGCGACAACUUUGACGAAUAAAAAAAGCGUGUUGUCGCAACACUUCUUUUUCACCUUC
Molecule: messenger RNA, 1283 nt
Organism: Kickxella alabastrina
Lineage: Eukaryota; Fungi; Kickxellomycota; Kickxellomycetes; Kickxellales; Kickxellaceae
Exons: 3
Coding region: 189-1118 (309 amino acids)
Biological process (GO): intracellular protein transport
Cellular component (GO): SNARE complex; vacuolar membrane
Molecular function (GO): syntaxin binding; soluble NSF attachment protein activity
Source: RefSeq, a predicted model, not a curated record